AUGCCUACCCAUCUGUCUAAGACCAGGAAACAUCGCGGCCAUGUCUCUGCCGGCCACGGUCGUGUAGGAAAGCACCGCAAGCAUCCCGGUGGUCGCGGUAUGGCCGGUGGUCAGCACCACCACCGUACCAACCUCGACAAGUACCAUCCCGGUUACUUCGGUAAGGUUGGUAUGCGCCACUUCCACCUCCAGCGCAAUCACGAAUGGAAGCCCGUCGUCAACUUGGACAAGCUUUGGAGCUUGCUCCCCCAAGAAACUCAAGACAAGUACCUCGCCGAAGGUGCUCCUCAGGAUACCGCCCCCGUUAUCGACCUACUCGCUCUCGGUUACGCCAAGGUCCUCGGCAAAGGCCGUCUCCCCAACGUCCCCGUUGUCGUCAAGGCUCGCUACGUCAGCAAGGAAGCUGAACGCAAAAUCACCGAAGCCGGUGGUCGCAUCAUUCUCGUCGCAUGA
Messenger RNA from Talaromyces amestolkiae, 453 nucleotides. RefSeq lists its product as uncharacterized. The record is from RefSeq and is a predicted model, not a curated record. The transcript has 3 exons. Gene Ontology annotation, biological process: translation. The coding region runs from base 1 to 453 and encodes 150 amino acids. Gene Ontology annotation, molecular function: structural constituent of ribosome. NCBI's taxonomy places the organism in Eukaryota, Fungi, Ascomycota, Eurotiomycetes, Eurotiales, Trichocomaceae. Gene Ontology annotation, cellular component: ribosome; cytosolic large ribosomal subunit.